Messenger RNA from Sinocyclocheilus anshuiensis, 2377 nucleotides. RefSeq lists its product as uncharacterized. The record is from RefSeq and is a predicted model, not a curated record. Lineage: Eukaryota; Metazoa; Chordata; Actinopteri; Cypriniformes; Cyprinidae. Gene Ontology annotation, biological process: neuron projection development. The coding region runs from base 171 to 2249 and encodes 692 amino acids. Gene Ontology annotation, cellular component: plasma membrane. The transcript has 2 exons.
GCACACUUCACAGCUACAGCAUCCGCGAACUGAAGCUCAUUCAGAGCAGCACAGCGUCUUGGCCAUGUCUGGGUUCGGUAUGGGAGGCAUUAAAUAAUGUGUCACAUCCACAACUAGGACAUCACUAAAUCAGAUUGUGACUAUUAGAUCCUUCAACUAUUAUUGGUUUCAUGGAAUCCCGACCUGCUUUCCUUCAUUCCCCUGGAAAUAAUGAAGCCAAGGCAUGCUGGGAAUCUGAGUCCCAGCACAGAAAGGGAAACCACUCUCCUGGAACCAGGACAAGACUUGGAGAGAAUCAUGGGAUUGAAGUACAAGCUAAAGAGCAGGAGGAGAGAUCCACCUCCAGGGAAUCCGCCGGCCAUGUGAAAACACUAAAACACAAUGCAUUAGCCACCGCUGCUAUUCCAGCCGCAGAACUGCUCCCUGCAUCCACAGCUGCAUCAAAAAUACCCACCAUGCACUCAGCGACAACCAAGCAGGUCACUGCGGGAAAAGCCAGUUCAACUGCUACGACUAAAACGGCAUCUAAAAAAACAACCAAAACAACUGCACUUGGAGUGGAGGUCUUAAGUUUAUCCAGCCAAACUGGACCCAGUGGGACAAAACCAAGAUCCCCAGAUGUGAGCCAUGAGAAGAAGCUACAAGCGAGUGCAAAAGCAUUUCCCAAUAACAUGCAAAAAACUGCCUCAGCAUCUCAUAUCAUGGGCUCCACAGACUCCCCACAAAAGACGCUUCAAAAAACAUCGUCUGCUUCCCAGAUUUCCUCAACCGACUCUCCCAAGAGUAUCAACCGGACUCUCUCGCACAUUCCUAGAGCUACGUCCAGCCCCAAACUUAAACCGCCCUAUCCUGCGUCUCUCAAAGUGGACAAAACCGAGCGGAAUAGAAGAGUCACAAGCAAAGAGGGACUGCUGUCGACGAAUUCUCCAAAAGAUAAAAUGAUUGACAUAUUGGUGGAGAGCAACCUGCAACUGGGGACGAAAGCAGCAAUGGGGGAGAGCCCUCAGGGACGAAAGGAGCAAGAGAUAAAGAGCGGGAACGAGAGAGAAGCAGAGAUGCUAAGAGACGAAAUAAAAGACGCUGUCCUUCUGGGACACAGUUUUGGAGGAAGUGACGUCAUCUCAAACUUGAAAGGUUGCAAAGAAAUGUCCUCUCUGUCAUUGUAUAGUGCCGAAAAGCUGAAAGAGCCAGAAGACAAGACUGACGCAUAUGUCAUGACCCAAGAGAGACAUGCAGGAAAGAGUCAGAGGCUCUGGGAAAAGAAGGGAAGGGAGGAAGCAGAGAGCGAGGAGAAGAGGAACACAGGAGAGAGAAAGGGGGAAGCUGAGGUUAAGAAUGUCAAAAUGGCGACUGAGGUCAAGAAGGAUACUGUAAUGAAUGAAAAGAAUAAGAUUCCGACACCCAAGAACUUGAAGGAUGCAGUGACAAUGACAGUCGAAGGUUUCCCAGUGACCGAAAUGAAGGAUGCAGCACUGCAGGCGGAUCUGAAACUGGUGUACGUUGAUGUCGAGGUCCAGGCGGUUGUGGAGGUCUACAGCAGAUCCACAGUCACGAGCCCAGUCCACAACGUUCAAUCUUGUCAGUUGAACCAUGAGAUUGACCUCAACUCUAAAGCUGGCCUGCACAAUGAGCUCAACCCUGACAGCAACUCGGACUCUGAUUGGUUGCCGACUGUAGCCUUACUGGACCCCAAACCAACAGGAGCCAAGCCUAGAUUUCUAGGUCCACCCCCUUACAAGUCUCCCAAUAGCCAGAAACCACUUCAACACAUCUGUCAAAUAGAGAUUGAGCUUCGUAGCCAGUUUCCGCAACCUCUCGGUUCGGUCCCCCCCCAAGUAACUGUCAGUGAAUUUGACUCAACUGGUCAAUUGUUGCCCGAGGUGGCGGAGAAGACCUCUGGGGACUCCUUGAAGCCACUCAACUCUGGGGGAACAGCAGGGGUGGAAGGAGAAAAGGAGGAGAGCGGUGCACCUCAGGAGAUCGUCUGGGAUGAGCAGGGAAUGACGUGGGAAGUCUAUGGAGCGUCGCUGGAUAUGGAGUCCCUGGGAUUUGCCAUCCAGAACCACCUGCAGUGUAAGAUCCGUGAACAUGAGCGGCGUAUCGGCACGCUCCGGAAGUCUAUAUGCCUCUCCGAACAAUCGCCUGGAAAGGGCAGGACAGGAAAGAAGAAGAGGAACGUCUUUAGGUCGCUGUUUGCUGGAUCUAAGUGCUGCUCAAAACCACGACCCAAAGAGGAAGCAGAAAAGUGACUCAUUGUUAUGUAAAUAUAUUUUGUAGAUGUGCUACACUGGAGAAUGUAUAGCAAAAAUGUCUAAAAAUAUGUAGCCUACUGUUGCUUCAUGGAAGUGUUAGACCAGGAGUCACCAGACUCGGUCCU